Rhinocladiella mackenziei CBS 650.93 is the source of this 1983-nucleotide messenger RNA. RefSeq lists its product as uncharacterized. NCBI's taxonomy places the organism in Eukaryota, Fungi, Ascomycota, Eurotiomycetes, Chaetothyriales, Herpotrichiellaceae. Gene Ontology annotation, biological process: vesicle-mediated transport; intracellular protein transport. Bases 1 to 1983 code for a protein of 660 amino acids. The record is from RefSeq and is a predicted model, not a curated record. Gene Ontology annotation, cellular component: fungal-type vacuole; CORVET complex. The transcript has 4 exons.
AUGGGCCCUAACAUAGACAAAGAAGCGGAGCACCUCCGAAAGAAAGCAAGAACAGAGCUCCUUGCAUUACUCGAAGGGGUUCGAGGCAAGAAGAAUCUGGUGAUUGGAAAAGACUUGACUGGGCUGUUGAGUCUGUUCGUCCAGUUUCCGACACUCAAAGAAUAUGGUGUCGACAAGGUAUUCGAGCUCGAAAAUGGCAACACCGACUCUUCCCAGAGGAAUAUCGUGUACCUGGUUCAUGGCGAAAAGCCGAGCUUGGUCCAAGCUGUAGCAGAGCAAAUCAAGAAACUUCGGAGAAAUGGUUCCGUUGAACACGAAAUCUCCAUUUGCUGGGUUCCUCGUAGGACCCUUGUCUCGAAUAAAAUUCUCGAAGACCAAGGUGUUUUGGGCGAUGUUAACGUUUCAGAGCUGCCAGUAUUCUUCCUCCCGCUGGAGGAUGACAUGCUGUCCCUAGAGAUGGACGGGGCGUUCAACGAUUUGUACUUGAGGCAUGACCCGUCACCCCUUUUUCUUGCUUCGAAGGCUCUUAUGCAGAUCCAGCAGCGGUAUGGCCUAUUUCCACGGAUUUUGGGAAAAGGCGACAAUGCAAGAAAGCUUGCGAACCUUCUUCUCCGCGGCCGCAGAGAGCUUGACGCUGAUGAAGCUGCCACACAAUACACGAGUAUGCCCAGCACGUCGAUUGAGCAACUGAUCAUCAUAGACCGCGACGUCGAUUUUGUUACCGUUCUUCUCACACAGUUGACGUAUGAAGGUCUCAUUGAUGAGCUGGUUGGCAUCAAACAAAAUCGUGCAGAAAUUGAUUCCGCCAUCAUCGGUCCUGCUCCUCAACAGCGAUCACAGACCGGUUCAUCGUCGAUGUCUCCGGCCACCGCAAUUAGACAAGGGCUCAAGCGCAGAAUUCAGCUUGAUUCAUCAGAUCCCCUAUACGAACAACUUCGCUCUUCCAACUUUGCGCUCAUCGGUCCACAACUGAACAAGAUCGCUCGGCGACUCGAAUCAGACUACGAAGGCCGUCACAACGCUCGUGGGAUCAAUGAUCUCCGAGAAUUUGUGAACAAGCUGCCUGCCUUCCAACAAGAACACCAAUCCCUUGCUGUCCACACCAACCUUGCCGAUGAUAUGACCAAGCAUACCCGCUCUGAUACUUUCAAUCGUGAAUUGGAGGUUCAACAAAACAUCGCCGCUGGAACGGACCCUGUAUACCAACAUGAUACAAUCGAGGAGCUCAUCGCCCGCGAUGCACCGUUGAGCACCAUUCUACGCCUUCUGUGCCUGGAAUCCACAGCUGCCGGUGGCCUUCGACCGAAAGACCUUGACUCGUUCCGACGCCAGAUCCUUCACGCGUACGGCUUCCAGCAUCUCCUCACUCUGGAUGCGCUAGAGACCAUGGAACUCCUUCAGCCUCGCUCAUCGGCCUCAGCACUGCUCCUUCCCGUAAGUGGAGGGGGAGGUCAGUCCGAAAGGGGGACUAAGACCAACUAUGCGUAUUUACGCAAAGAACUGCGUCUAAUCAUCGACGAAUACAAUGAGCAAGACCCAGAGGAUAUCGCCUACGUUUAUUCCGGCUAUGCACCCCUGAGCGUUCGAAUUGUGCAAUGCAUCCUCCAAAAACAGUACCUUCAGAGCCUGCACAGGUCGCCUCUUCCCCUUACGCCGUCAAGCACCGGCUGGACUGGAUUCGAGGAUAUUUUGAAGUCAGCUCGAGGGCCCACAUUCAAUAUCGCCCAGAAACCGACCGACGAGAAGGCAGCGAAAGCGAAAGCAGCUCUGACCGGCACAGGCGGGUGGAAAACAGUUUUCAUCAUGUUUCUGGGCGGGAUCACAUUCACUGAAGUCGCAGCACUGAGGUUUAUCGGACGCAAAAUGGCAGAAUCUGGGCAGAGAAAGAAGAUUGUCAUAUGUACGACGGGCGUGGUCAGUGGAAGAAGCGUCAUGGAGGGUGUGAUUGAGAAAUCGGAUUUGGGAUCUGGUCUCAAGACAUGA